Messenger RNA from Closterium sp. Yama58-4, 684 nucleotides. The record is from the annotation of a GenBank genome assembly. NCBI's taxonomy places the organism in Eukaryota, Viridiplantae, Streptophyta, Zygnematophyceae, Desmidiales, Closteriaceae.
AUGACGGUGCGUAAGGAUAAGGAGGGGGCUUUGGAGGAGGCGCUCACUGCAGUGAGCGGCCAAGGGGGUGCGGGUCCGAAGGUAAAGAAGGGGCGGUUGGAGGAUUGGUAUGGCGAGGGGGGGAUGUCGGCGAAGCGGGCGGCGGGCGAUGCGAUUUGCCUCUUCCUCGCGGGGACGCGCACGGCGGAGACCAUGUGCGAGCACCCCCUCUUCCUCAACAUGCUGCGCGCCGUUAACGCUGCCGGAGGCGGCUACGUUCCCCUCAAGAAGGGCUACGUUGGAGGCGCCGGGUUGCUAACGUGCAAGCAGCAGAUCGAGAAGGGUUUGUCGCCCAUUACGAAGUCGUGGAAGGAGACCGGCGUGACGAUCGCCAGCGACAUGAUGAAGGACAAGAGCGGCCGCGCGCAGCUGAACGUCGUCUGCAUCAACACCAGUGGAGCGGUUUUCCAGGAGGCGGUCGACUGCAAGGCAGAGACAAAGACUGGAGCGUUCAUCGUGAGCGUCCUGCAGCCGCUGAUCGAGAAGAUUGGACCGGAGCAUGUCGUCGCGAUUUGCACGGACGGCGGCAGCAACUACGUGUCCGCCGCCAAGCUGUUGCAGAAGAAGUACCCGCACCUGGAGUUUGUCCCCUGCGCCACUCACGUGCUCGACCUGCUGUUGGAGGACUUUGGCGGCAUGGAUUAG